This is a messenger RNA of Aspergillus lentulus, 813 nucleotides long. Lineage: Eukaryota; Fungi; Ascomycota; Eurotiomycetes; Eurotiales; Aspergillaceae. The record is from RefSeq and is a predicted model, not a curated record.
AUGGCCAAGAGAACACGCGAGGCUGGUAAUGCAAAGGGCAAAGGGGAGCAGAGAACUACCCCGGCAAGUAUUCCCCAAAUUCAUCGCCCAGAAGUGGGUGAGAGCUCAAGAUCCGCUGCUGAUAGAGUCAAUGGUCCGUCAAAACGGGCCAGACGCAGUGCAAUCGUCCCGAACUCGGAGGGGGACGAUGACGAGAACCUUUACUCCGACGAGCAUCAGACCAAUGAUGGUGAUGCUGCUGCUGCUGUCAUCCCUGAUACAGGGGGCAAGUAUGUUGACCCGGACAAUGCUGACGUCGAAUAUCAAGAAGAACCCAUCGAGGAUGACUUGGACGAGGAAUUUGACCCAGAAGCCAUAGAAGCCAUUGAGAUGGAAGGCAUCAGACCGGAUGAAGAAAUCGAGGACCUCUCAGCGCUAUUCGACGGCGACGACGACGAGGAGGUAGAAGAGGACUCUGAUGAUGAAGAAGACGACGACACCCAGUCGGUAGCAUCAGAGCACGUGGAUGUCGAUGAUGAUACCACAAACGAGUAUAUGGAGAGGUUCCACAUCCGGGUUUCCGAGAUAAUUAAAACCUUCUUCUCCAUUGCAACAGAAGCAGGUGACAUCCCGGAGUCCGCCACCUUGUUCAGGGCUCUUCAACAACAUGAUCAGACGGAGCUAUUAGAGGAGGUGAUUUCUCUCUUCCCUAAGCGAGUUCGAGUCCUUCUUGGAGGGACAGAACGUGCGGCGUUUAUGGCCUCCUGGCUGAGAACACGCGUGCUGGUGCAGCAUAUAUUGGGUGCUCGAAUCAUAUCCGCAGGAGGCUCUUAG